AUGGCUCCAGCCCUCACCAAGUUCAAAGACGGUCAUGGCAUCCACUUGUCAUCACCUCCUGCCUUGGACUCCCCGCUCCAGUCCUCAGAGGACCUUCAGAAGACAGUUUUCUCUGUUUUACCAUCUCUGGACUCCUACUUUCAGCCAGCUCCCAUUCUCCCCAAUGUGUCUGACAUGUGUCUUCUUGCAGACAGUGAUCAAGACAGCUAUUUUCACCACAGUCCCAGCUCUACCAAUGAUGCGGAGAGUGAACAGCAGUUUUGUUUGUCCGAAUCCUCGCCUCACUUUACAGAGAUUAAAGAGUUCGGUCAGUGCAGCCUCGCGGUGUUGAGGGCUCUGCAGGAAGAGCUGGACUCGGAGGCCACAGCAAGCUCCAGCUCAGAUGACGAAACUGUGGAGACCAAGACGGCUGCUCCAGACAGACAUCUGAGUGUAGCCUCGCCCUUGUGUGAGGAGCAGUGGCUAACGGAGAGAGCAGAGCUGAGCAGCAGAUGGACUUGGUUACAGCUGCGUGUGUCAGAGCUGGAAGGGCGGAUACAGAAACUUACUGAACUCCAUGACAACAUCUGCUCUGCAAAGGGCUGUGUUAUGCUCGCAGACUCUGCAGCUAUAACAAGACGGCAAAAGUUGAGAGAAAUGCAGACGUUAUCUAGAACUACACCGGAUGCAGACAAUGAAGCAUGCAGCCCUACUCGUCUUCUGCACAACAUAGAGAGACAGAGUGCACAGCUCAGCCAGAUUGUCAAUAGCCUCCUGCUACCUCUGAACCUCUCUCCAAUUUCAGACAAGAAAUUUAACAGAGAUUUUUUAGUUUCUGGAAACGCAAAGAGGAGGAAGUUAAGUGUCAAGGCCAGGCAACUGUUCAGAGAUGACAUGUCCUGCAUCUGCGCCCGCACACGCCCCCUGGUGUCCUAUCACAAGCCUCGAUUGUUUAGACUGACUCCUAUGUGUAAUAACAAUAGCUCAAAGAUUCCAUCCCCUCGGUCUGGUCUGGCCUUGUGUUCCUGCUCCAGCUGCUCUUCCUCUUGUAAUCCACUGCUGACAUCCUCUGAUAUGGAUAGUUCCACACUUUCUGUCAGAAUGUGUCAUUCUAACCAUGGAGACUCCUCUGUGUCAAGUCACUUCAUAAAAGGCUUUUCAAGAGAAGAAUGGUCGCAAACCCCUCUAGUUCUGAAUGCUCUUCCAUUCAGUCCUUUAUAUGACAGACGGCGCUGCUCUACACCAUUGUCCAGUCAUAAAUAUACACGAUAUAGGCAGAACUAUAACAAGAGAGUGCUGAGAAUGUCUUCCAUCAAACUUGAUUGUGUUCAGAGGAAACACCGCAGAUUCCAUGAGAGGAAGAGGAGCAGGCGGCGCAGACACCGCCUCACUGAAGAUAAGUAUGACUAUUUCAGCUCAGAUGACUUGUUUGAGAGAGGCCAUGGCAUAGUUUCACCAAAGCAUAGCACAAAGAGAGCUGUGCACAGACGUCAUGGAAAAAGAGUGUUCAAUAUUGACAACGUUGUCAUUCCAGCUUCCUUGGCCAAAGUGGAAAAGCUUCAAUACAAAGAUAUCCUUACACCAAGGUGGGAGGUGAUUGACAGCACGGCUCUGAUCAAAGAUAACGCUGACUCUGAAGAAGACCCACAGACUGAGAUAAUCACAGAUGAGAUCUUUGCUCAGAGACAUUUACCUUUAGAACGAAAAGAGAAACAGCGUUGGACUUUAAAGGGAAAGAGACGUUGCAGGAAUUUUUCAAGAUCUGGUGGUAGGAUUUCCAGCUGUAGUGUUGUUUUAGAGGAAAUAUCUGUGGAGUGUUUUACUCACCCGGAUCCUGACGAACAGCUGAGCACAGAGGAAUGUCUGCCUCAAGCAUCCUGGGAGCGUCGAGUGUUUCCACUGAAUGAAGCUGAUGAACAGUCUCUUUCCUCUGAAGUCCCGGAUUGCUGUGGUGCUCGGAGCCUCUCUUCAUCAACAAGCCUCAACUCUGAUCUGAUUGAGCCUCAAUCAUCAGACACGACGCCCCCCUCCUCUGGACAUUAUAUGAACUACACAAUCAGCACUGAUGUGGAACACUGA
Messenger RNA from Knipowitschia caucasica, 2058 nucleotides. Lineage: Eukaryota; Metazoa; Chordata; Actinopteri; Gobiiformes; Gobiidae. The record is from the annotation of a GenBank genome assembly.